Molecule: messenger RNA, 2229 nt
Organism: Pseudozyma hubeiensis SY62
Lineage: Eukaryota; Fungi; Basidiomycota; Ustilaginomycetes; Ustilaginales; Ustilaginaceae
Exons: 1
Coding region: 1-2229 (742 amino acids)
Biological process (GO): lipid metabolic process
Cellular component (GO): cytosol
Molecular function (GO): acetoacetate-CoA ligase activity
Source: RefSeq, a predicted model, not a curated record
AUGACCACGCCGACAGCCGCCCCCGCUCAACCUCUGGUGUGGUCGCCUACACCGGACGAGAUCCAACAAACAUCCUUGGACAAGUUUCGUCGUCUCGUCAAUGCUCGCUUCAACUUGAACCUGAGCAACUACCACGAGCUGCACGACUUCUCCAUCAAUCGGCUCGAGGACUUUUGGAUCACUGUGUGGGACUUUGCUGGUAUCCGAGCAUCGAGUCGGUUCGAUCGCGUUCUGUCGGAUCCGAAUGCUCUCCCAGGUGACUUGCCCGAAUGGUUCCCAGGAGCGUCGUUCAGCAUGGCGCAGAACAUUCUAUUUCCGUUGCACCCCGCCAACACGACGUUCUGCUCUCCUAAGGCUCCGUACCACUGGCCUCAUGCUCAGGCUGUGGCGUUGAUUGAGGUGCCCGAAGGUGGAGGAUUGGCGGAAUCGGAUGUCAACUCUCGAGCUGUCAAGGUGACGUGGGGCGAAUUGAGGAGGAGAGUCGCGCUGUUGGCUGAGGCAUUUCGACGCAUCGGGGUCAAGAAAGGGGAUAGAUUGGCGCACGUCUCGGCCAACACCACUUCACCUGUUGUGGCGACGCUGGCGGCCAACAGUGUAGGAGCCAUCUACUCGCUCAUCGCAACCGACGCUGGUCCCCAAGCCAUCUACGGUCGUCUGGCCCAAAUCCGACCCAAACUCCUCUUCACGGACGAUGCUGUCCUGUACAACGGUAAACAGGUCGACAUCCUCGAUCGAGUCACUCGAGUAGCAGAACGGCUUCAAGCAGACGACAAGAUCGACUCGCCCCUCCAGUUCCAGGUCGUCAUCAUCCGCAACACUCGUCUUCCCAACGCCUCUCCAACCUGGACUUCCACCAAACUUCGUGGUCUCGAGUUCUCCCAGUUCGUCCAACAGACCGGUCUCAACAUCACCGACUCACCACCUCACAAGUUCGAACAGCUUCCCGCUCAACACCCCGUCCAGAUCUUCUUCUCCUCCGGAACCACAGGGGAACCCAAGUGCAUCAUCCACACGCAGUGUCUCCUGCUCAACAUGAAGAAGGAAGCCCUGCUCAUGCUCGACCUCAGACCGUCGGACUCGUUCCUGCAGGUCACCAGUUGCGGUUGGAUCAUGUGGAUCUACCACCUGGUAGCGCUUUCGAUGGGCAGCACCGCUGUUCUGUACGAUGGAUCUCCCAUGUAUCCCAACCCGGGGCACGUGGUCAAGGUGGUUUCGCACCUCAAGUGUUCCGGCUACGGUGCAAGUCCGAGGUUCUUGAGCGAGUUGGAGAAGUACUGCAGCGAAAACAAGUUCAGCAUCGCCAAGCAGUUGGAUCUGGCCAAGUUCAGGAUGAUGACGAGUACAGGUUCGCCGUUGUCACCGAAGAACGUGGAGUUUUUCUACCAACAGUUCCCGAAGAGGGCUCAUCUCUGCAGCAUUUCAGGAGGUACAGAUAUGGCAGGUGUACUGGUGGGACCUAGCAAGAUGCUGCCUCUGUAUGGGAACUUCAUCCAGAGCAAGAUGCUUGGAUUUGACAUCCAGGUGUGGGAUGCAGAGACGGGCGAGAGGAUCGACGAUACGGGUAGACCGGGCGAGCUGAUCGUUGCGAAACCCUUCCCAACCCAGCCGACUGGAUUCUUCGGCCCGCCGGAUCAGAAGCAAGCGCUGCACGAAAAGUACCUCGACUCGUACUACUCGCGCUUUCCCGGUCGCAAGGUUUGGGCCCAAGGCGAUUUCAUCUACCAAGACCAGCCCACAAAGGGCCUCGAAAUCCUCGGUCGUUCCGACGGCGUCCUCAACCCCAGCGGUGUGCGUUUCGGCAGUUCCGAGAUCUACAGCGUCGUCGAGAAGUUCCCCUUUGUCGGCGAUAGCAUCGUUGUCGGUCAACGUAGACCGGGCAAGGACGAGCACGAACGAGUCUUGCUCUUCAUCAAGAUGCGCGACCCCAGCGUUGCGCUCGGCGAGGAUCACAUUGCUCAGCUUAACAAGGCUAUCAAGGCGGCGUAUUCGGCAAGACACGUUCCCGAACAUACGUUCCAGGUCCAGGACAUUCCAGUGACGUUGAACGGGAAAAAGACAGAGUUGGCAGUCAAGGCUGUCGUCAACGGUAAUGCUGCGUUCAAACCGUCGAGCGCAACCGCCAACCCACAGAGUUUGAAGGAAUACGCGCAGUACGCUGAUCUCGAAUCGGUCGUCGCUGCUCGAUCCAGCGCAAAGGCGAGCGCCGCACGAGGCGGUGCAAAGCUCUAG